Molecule: messenger RNA, 405 nt
Organism: Ctenocephalides felis (cat flea)
Lineage: Eukaryota; Metazoa; Arthropoda; Insecta; Siphonaptera; Pulicidae
Product: histidine-rich glycoprotein-like
Exons: 2
Coding region: 1-405 (134 amino acids)
Source: RefSeq, a predicted model, not a curated record
AUGGCAUUUGUUAAGGUUCUCACAUUUUUUGCGUUAUUGGCGGUUGUAACGGCUUAUGGUCAAGGAGGAUCUCUGAGAUACUCCUCCGUGUUUCAAGACUCACCAGUUGGAUAUCAUAAUUACGGAAAUCAUGGUUAUGGGCACUACAAUUAUAGGCACCAUGGAUACCAAAACUAUGCUAAUCACGGGCAUGGUUAUGGAUAUGGCGCCCUAAGUUACUCAAAUCUAGUAAAAUACAACAACCACUACGCUCAUGGAUACACUGGCCAUGGCCUCAACCACGGCUACCAUGAGUUAGUUUAUGCAGGACAUAGCUUAAACUAUGAUCACCGCAAUUUUUGUGCACAUAAACAUGAUUAUCAUCACGUAAGGUUAAAACUAGGUGCAAGUGGCAUUUCGACUUAA